This is a messenger RNA of Aspergillus pseudotamarii, 1479 nucleotides long. RefSeq lists its product as uncharacterized. The transcript has a single exon. Bases 1 to 1479 code for a protein of 492 amino acids. Lineage: Eukaryota; Fungi; Ascomycota; Eurotiomycetes; Eurotiales; Aspergillaceae. The record is from RefSeq and is a predicted model, not a curated record.
AUGUGUCAAAUGGUCGUAUUCUGGCACGCCUGCACCCACCUCAUCGUCUCCUACAUGACCUGCGCAUUCGAAGAGGCAAGAAACCACAAAGAACAGACCGCAACCACAGCGCUCAUAGACACCGACUGCUGGAUAUGUCAACAGCGCCAGAAACACCCAUCCUGGGGCGUAUCGGGCACAAUGCAGCGUCUGCUCAUGACUGUCCAGAACAUGGAAUACAUCCUCGGCGUCUCGGCAAACGAAGACGGGUUUCUGGAUAUGGUGGCUCGGUUUUACGCUCGAGGCGACCACAAGCGCUGGAUGCAGCCCGGCAUCGCAAAGGCAAAGUACACCAAGGACGAUCCGUAUGUCCGCGGCUUGGAGGUCCAGUCAUAUCUUUGUACUCGGGGUCAGCGGGAUUUUCACAUGAACCCGGGCUAUGCCUUUGAUAUCUAUUUUGCGCUGAUGAAGCAUUCUAAUCGCGCGGACUACUCGGAUCUCAAUUGGUCCAUGACGGGGUAUCGCCCGCCUAGCGAUUUCUUCUAUGUGUCGUCUAGUAUGCUUGACAUGUUGGCUGAUGGCUGUGGGGUUGAGCAUAGGCAGAAGACGAGGGGCGCGCAUGUGGCACGGGGAUCUCGUUGCUUGUCUAAUGGUGGUAGUGUAGCGAUGCCAACGACGCAGUCUACAUUGGCAUCGUUUGGAAUUGGAGAUUCGGCAGAGAUUGGCUUGGGCCAUCCGAGGACCGCGUCAUAUACACAGGGACUCCCAACUCACCCGCCGCUGGACGCUCAGACUACUAGCUCGGUUCAUAAUGUUAAUGGUAAUCCCGGUUCAUUACUUCCACGGCGUCCGUGCGAGACGCUCAAUGGACCCCCCAUCGCUAUGAAUCAUUACGCUCAGCAUAUCCUCCAUCCCUUGUCCCCGCUCGGAGAGCCUGGACCUUCCAUUGAGAAUCACCUUCGGGCGCUGGAUGAGAGGGCAAGCCAUCAUGCGCGCACACCCAGUGUCUUUCAUCCAAUCUUCUCAGCCGAAUAUGACGGGGAUAUCCUCACAAAUGAGGCCUCUCAAGAGUUAGACCUCCAUCACCACACCAGAUCCAACUCCUUCACCUACAACAACACCCUGCCGACGGAAAAUAUACCAUACCUGCAUGUCACACCCCUCACCCAUAUCUACACUGACCCUUCCUCCUUCUCCCUAUCAAACGAACCGACCAGACACUUAUCCAAGAACCAUAAUUCACCAGAGGACAACACACACCUUGACAUCCUCUUCUCCUCCCCAACACUGGGAUCAGCCAUCCCGAACCCCCGAAACCCAGCCGUCACCAUCGACCCCAGCAUACUCAAGCUGGACAACCCCGACCAAUUGAAUUUCCCCGACGAGGCAACCUGCGGCAACGCCAAAGGCAAACAACCUAUCAGAGAUACCUCGCAACUGGAUCCCCGUGUUCCUGGUGGCUUUGUCUUCCCGGGCAAUAUGGAUAUUACUCAAAACUAA